Prorocentrum cordatum is the source of this 2139-nucleotide messenger RNA. The record is from the annotation of a GenBank genome assembly. NCBI's taxonomy places the organism in Eukaryota, Dinophyceae, Prorocentrales, Prorocentraceae.
AUGAGGGAGCCGCUGGUGGCCGGGGGGCGCGGUCGGAGCCCCUUCUUCUCGGCGCUCGCCGUGGAGCUGCUGCCCGGAGGCUUCGCCAGGGUCGGCGGGGCGGCGGGCUCCUGGACGAUGGUGUCGGACGAGGCGCUCGAGGUGCGCGGCGGCGGCCACGAGUUCCUGGCGUUCCUGGGCUUCGAGCAGCUGCCCGCGGACAACGGCGGGGACCACCUGCCCCUGUCGCUGCAGAGGAUGCACAGCCGCUGCGGCGAGACGGUACUCGGGUGGUACAACAAGGACAGCCGCGAACUGUGGGGCUGCUGGUACGGGCGCCGCAGCGCUGGCUCCUUCCUGCAGCAGCGCGCCGGCGCGGAAACGCUCCGCGGACGGCGUUCCCGCCAGGCGGUGCACGUCGCGGCCACGCCCAGUGUCUCGGGGGUCGGCUUCCCUGCCCUGUCAGCCGUAGAAGUUCCCAGUCGCCCCAGCCCGGCGAGUGCGGACGGCGGCAGGCGCGGCCUGGACUGGCGCAACGCCUCCGGCAGCCGAUGGGUGGACGAGCCCAUGGUGCAGGGCAGAUGCGGCAGCUGCUACGCCUCCGCCGCAUUGCAAAUGUUGUCCGCCCGCCACCGCAUCGCGUCUGGCGACCCGUCGUUGGAGGGCUUCUCCGUGGCAUUCCCUUUGUAUUGCGGCGAGUACACCGAGGGGUGCCGGGGCGGCUACCCGUUCCUGGCGGCCAAGUGGUCGCAGGACGUGGGCCUGGUGCCCGCCAGCUGCGCCCCCUACGCGCCUGAGGGCUCCUGUAGCGUCCAGUGCAGCGCGGGGCAGCUGAACGCCGGGACACGCUACAGGGCGUCAGGCCAUCGGUACGUCACCGGUGGUGAGGACGCCAUCAUCGAGGAGCUUAACCGGGCGGGGCCAGUUGCCGUUUCAUUCCGCAGCGACAAGGAGCUGCAGGACUACACAGGCGGCGUCUGGGAGCCGCCGCCCCUGGAGGGCGAGGAGGACGACGGCUUCGUGGCCCCGACCCACUCGGCCCUCCUUGUCGGGUACGGCUUGGACGGUAGCGACGGCCAGGAGGUGCCCUACUGGAUUCUGCAGAAUACUUGGGGCGCGGAGUGGGGGGAGCACGGAGCUUUCCGAAUCCGCCGCGACAUAGCGCGUGAGCGCGGCAUGGAGUCAUUGGUCGUAGCUGCAGACGUGGUGCCCGAGGACCGGCCAGCGAUCGUCGACAAGUUUCUCCAGCCGGCCGUUCCGGAGAGCGCGUCGCUGCUGAGUAUCGCGUCUUCACGUGCUGAGCGAGUAGCGACCAGGGGCCACCGCGGUCAGCCGUUGUGCAGGGAGGCGGCGGCGGUGCCAGGGGACGAGGCGAUCGUGGUGCGAGUGGACCUGGAGACAAAUUUUCGCGGCCUCAGCUUCGGUGACAGCGCUGGCACCGAGACCGCGGUGAGGUGUGUGGGCCCGACACCUGCUGGUUGCGCCGUCGCGGCGCCCGGGCAGCCCGUGCCGCCCUGCAGCGAGGUGGAGCCGUGCCCAUGCGAGCUGCAUGGGCAGCCGCUGCCCUAUCCUGGCAUGCAGGCGCUCGCCGACCCCAUCGUCGAGAUGUGCUCAUCCUCCAGCAGCCCGGUGCGCGUGCUUCUCGUGGGGCUCGGCGGCGGCGCCAUCUCCAGCUACCUGCUCGACCGCUGUCCGCCUGGGCGCCUGGCGCUGGAGAACGUCGAGAAGGACGCGCGGGUAGCGAGCCUGGCAUCGAAGUUCUUCGGGCUCGCCACGAGCGACGCCAACACGGUCGAGGUUGCCGACGGCCUGGCCGCCGUCUCCGCGGCCGACAGGGGCCAGUUCGACGCCGUCCUGGUCGACUGCUUCGCGGGGCACGACCGGGUGCCGCUCGGGUGCCGGUCGGAGGAGUUCUACCGGGCCUCCCGGGCGCUGCUGAGGGGGGAGGGUUUGCUGCUGCAGAACGCGUGGGCGCGGUCCUCUGCCAGCCCGGACGUGGCGGCGGACUUCAACGCCACGCUGGGCGCCUUCGGCGCCGCCUUCGGCCGGGCGCCCGCGCGGCAGGCGGUCUUCGACGCGCCGCAGUCGCUCGAGUACGUGCUGUACGGCCUGCAGGGCUGCCGGUGGAGCCCCCUCCUGCCGCUGGACGCUGCGCCGUGA